Leucoraja erinaceus (little skate) is the source of this 3379-nucleotide messenger RNA. It is a transcript of the gene nkd2b, whose product is annotated as NKD inhibitor of WNT signaling pathway 2b. The transcript is spliced from 9 exons. The record is from RefSeq and is a predicted model, not a curated record. Gene Ontology annotation, cellular component: cytoplasm. The coding region runs from base 364 to 1737 and encodes 457 amino acids. Lineage: Eukaryota; Metazoa; Chordata; Chondrichthyes; Rajiformes; Rajidae. Gene Ontology annotation, biological process: negative regulation of Wnt signaling pathway.
AUUGGAUUCAAAGGGGGAGAGAGCCUCGCACUUUAAAGUGCCGCCGAGAGUAAGCUGCAGCGUUUUUAAUGUGGUAUCAGUGAGAGAGGGGAGAGCAGUGCACUCGAGCAUGCCUCGCUCCGCCGUUCCAGUCGCCCUGUGACAGCUCUACUGCAAACUCUUUCAAGAAGAUACUCCUUUCAUUGGCGAGAGUUUUCUUUGUACUUGUGGGAUUAUUAUUUGUUUUCCUUUUUUUUUUCCCUUCUCUCUCUCUCGCUCUCGCUCACCCUCCCCGCUUCGUCAAAGGAAGAAUUACAACCAAAAACUCCAAAUGCUUUUCUCGGCGAGGAAGCGAAGGAGAAACUAUUAAAGCAGCUGCUGAAAAUGGGCAAGCUUCAAUCAAAACAUGCCUGCAAGCGGAGGGAGAAUCCCGAAGGAGACAGCUUCGUGGUGAACGCCUAUCUAAACCGCCAGGGUUUGGAAGAGUAUGAGGGGCAGAGAGGUUCGAGCUUGGUCCCGGAGCAAGCGAAGCAGCGCGGAUGCAGACCCCUCUCCACGGAACUUCUGAAUGGAGAACUGAAAAGUGGCCAGUUCCUGGAUGACCAGUGCCCCCUAGAGGUGGUGCUUCCCCCAGAAAAGAUACAACCAGGCAAUGGAAUUACGUCAACUUUCACUCAAGAAGACGGAGAAAAGUGUCCCAGUAAAGAGACCUGUAAAGGGACAAGCAAGAAGAGGCUGAACUUUGAUGAUAUGUCCAGCCUGAUGCACACAAUCUAUGAGGUUGUAGAUGCUUCGGUUAACCAGUCAUCCAGCAGCAGCAAGACUUUGAGGGUCAAACUGACAGUCACCCCUGAACCUUCUCAAAGGAAGAAAGAUGGCCUUGCCAACGGUCAGGGUCAGCAAAGCAGCCGGAGCAGGAAUGAAGUCGAACAUGGAGAGGAAAUGAAGAGUCCAGACAAACGACUGUCUGCCCAGCUGAGGUACUGGAGGCUAAACCAUUUCCUCAACACUGGAUUUAGAAGAUACAACAGUGAACAGCAGCAUUCAAAUAUCCGUGAACAGUACUGCGUGGAUGAAAAUACAGAGAGAAGAAACCAUUAUUUAGACUUGGCUGGGAUAGAAAACUACACAUCUAAAUUUGGACCAGGGUCCCCUCCAUUGCAGACCAGGCAAGAACACCAUGGAAAACCCCCUCACUCUCAAAGCCGGUCUCGAUCCCAGGAAUCGGAGACCCAUGGCUGCCACCAGCGUCGAUCGCAACUCCUCCAGGACCAGCCCUCUCCAGCCAGUGCCGGCGAGCUCCGCUCAAGCGAAGCUCACCAGCGGCUGAAGUGCCAGGAGAAGUUGCUCGGGAAGUCUCCCAAGGGGGCGAGCAAGGUUUCCAACGCACCUGGCCAGAGUAGCGGGAAUAAGGCGGGGAAAGGCGUCCACUACCACUCCCAGCCUGCCCACCCGGGCCAUGACCAUUAUCAUUUCCAGCAGCAGCAGCAGCAGCAGCAACAACAGCAGCAGCAACAACAACAGCAGCAACAACAACACAGCCACAAAAAGUACCGGCAAAGAAUGAAAGACACCGGCCACUCCCCGCUGAAGACGGCCCACGUCCAGCCCCUGGCACUGGAGCAGGAAUUCGUACGCGACCUGCCGCCGAUCAUCCCCAGCGAGGGCUACGUCAUGCCGGUGGUCCAGAGACACGAGCACCAUCACCACCACGAGCACCAUCACCACCAUCACUACCACCAUUACCAUCAGUCGUGAGGAGCGGGCAACAGCGGCAUGAAAGCAAGAUAAAUAAAAGUCCCUGCUUGUGGGCUGUGCCAUGUCUCUCCCCCACCACUACUCUGCUCUCUACAUUGCAGAAGAAUGGCGGUGGACAUUUUCGAGUUGACACAACGAAGCAACAGUUGAGGACUCCCUUCGUCUGAACUGAUACACGUGCAAAUCUCUUUAGGGUUUCUAAUCACUUUGAUGAUAUCCUCGUCCCCGAUGCCUGCAUGGCCUGGGGGAAACGUGAAGCUCCUGGCUACACAAAAGACUACCCAUCACAAAGCACAGGCCUACUUUAUCUUUUUAUUCAUUCAUAAUGACAUUUGAGAAAUAAUCCAAGAAGAUUUGAAACACCACUGCCAUUACUCUGCUGCAUAAGAAAUAUAAACAUCAGAAUUAUUGUUUUGUCAUUAGCUGAAAUGGACUUCUGUUUCCUCUUUACCGGACUUGGAAAUAUUUCGGCUCGCCUUGUCCUGUGGUGCUGCAGAUAUGAGCUACCAUGAUGAACCAUCAGUAAUGGAGCCAUCAACUCAAAGCACAAAUGGUUUAGUGAAUUGCUUCCUCUGUCAAAGCAAGAUUAGCUUUACUGUGGGACACCAAAUGUUGAUGUUAUGAACCAGAACAUAGAUUAGUCUAUCAGCAUGUAUUAAAAAAUACCAUAAGGAUGAAUGUAACACAUAGUAACCAUUGUUAAAAAUAUAAUUUAUUCAUAUAUUGAUAAAUCUUUUAUUUUUAGUUAUCUUGCUAACAUUAUCAAUUGGGUCUCGUUUUCAUAGGGAAGUAUUUGACAUUUUUUUUUAGUUCUUAAGGAACACUCUUAUUUUUCUUGUACUUCCUGUGCAUAGUGAUCCAUUUCAGGGCAAUGUGCCUUUACAAGCCAUUUGCAAGAAGCUUUGCCAUCCCAUUUUCACCUGUGGGAACUGUACACCUUUCAUUAGUUAGUUAUGUUGUGUUUGUCAAUAGGCUGCCCACACAGUGGCCUCACCUUGUAUUAAACGUAAAGUUCUAUUUCACCCUAGGUAAAGUUGCUUGCAAUACACCUCAUUGUAUUUGAACGAUGAUUGAUAAAUCUUGACGGUAAGAAUAUUUUCACCUCUGCCGCUACCAAUACUUUUGAUUAAAACAACGGUCUGGGGAAGUUGACCAUUAAUCAAUCCAAGGAUUAAAUUUCCGAGUACACUUAGAGCAGACCAUUUCAGCAACCGAUGUGAUCUUAAAAAUACUAUUACCUAUCUAGGUAAUGCUGUUUAUGCCCCAUGUUAGAAUCACUUUGCAACCUGUUAAUCAUGCAAAACACCACUGCCUUGUAAAGUUGACAGAAUGUUUCUGUACUCCUGGUCAUCAUAGAAAUGUACUGAAAACUUGGGUCACAAUCAAUUUGGCUCUGAUCCAUUUAUUUAAGAACAAAGGCAGUAUGUUACUGUAAUACAUACAUUCCAAUGUUGUGUGGAUUUUUCCCAUAUUAUGUUGACAGUAUUUUCCCAGAUAUGUUAAAAGUAGUCAAUACCAUAUUGUAGUGAUAUUUUUGUAAAAGAAAGGACCUUUCUUAAUAGUUCUACUUUAUUGGAAUUCACUGUUUUUUGUAUAGUGUUGUAUAUUGACUUAAUUAAAUGUAUUAUUUAUUUAACAGAAA